UUUUUUAAUUCCCAUAAAAACCCCAGGUUCAAAACUUCUCUAUCGUUCUUACCCUUUCUUUAAGCGGAAGUAAAGACAAACACACGAGUACGAGAGGUUUUCAUAAGAAAUCUUCUCGCCCUCUUCCUCUGCCAAGAAGCCAUGGCAGCUAUUCAGUACCUCGACUCUCUGCGCAACACCCACCCAGAGCUAUCCGAUUGGUACAACACCCUGUCAGAUCUGUACCACAAGAAGCUCUGGCAUCAGCUCACCCUCAAGCUCGAGCAGUUCGUCGCUCUCGCCGUUUUUCAGGCUGGUGAUGCUCUCAUUCAGUUAUAUCAUAAUUUCAUCACUGAUUUUGAGACCAAGAUCAAUCUUCUCAAGCUUGCACAUUUCGCCGUCAUUGUUUCUCGGCAGUAUUCAGAGAAAGAUGCUGCCAUUAGUUACCUGGAAGAUGUGAUAGAAAAGCUUCAGGCUACUAGAGAAAUGCGCAUUGAGGAACCAAUUCUUUUUAUAAAGAUGCAAAUUGCUAUCUUUAAUCUUGAGAAAGGCAGCCAAAAAGAGUGCAAGAAACUUCUCGAAGACGGGAAGAGUACGCUUGACACUAUGACUGACAUCGACCCAUCUGUGUAUGCCAGCUAUUAUUGGGUUUCAUCUCAGUGUCAUAAGUCUCGACAAGAGUUUGCUGAGUUUUACAAAAGUGCUCUUCUUUAUCUAGCAUAUACCUCAGUGGAGUCACUGUCAGACUCAUUUAAGCUGGAUUUGGCCUUUGAUUUAUCUCUAGCUGCGUUGCUCGGAGAGAACAUCUAUAAUUUUGGGGAACUGCUUGCGCAUCCAAUUAUAAAGAGCCUUCUGGGCACGAAGGUGGAAUGGCUCUUCUAUAUUCUUGAAGCAUUCAAUUCUGGUGACUUAGUUCGCUACCAAGAAUUGUGCCAGGUGCAUAGAGCUGCGUUGAGUGCUCAACCAGCCCUGGUGGAGAAUGAGAAAAAGCUACUAGAAAAGAUUAACAUUCUCUGUUUGAUGGAAAUCAUCUUCAGUCGACCAUCAGAAGAUAGAGCUAUUCCACUACGUAUCAUUGCAGAACGCACAAAACUUACUGUGGAGGAUGUGGAGUAUCUUCUCAUGAAAAGUCUAUCAGUUCAUCUAAUUGAGGGGAUAAUUGAUCAAGUUGAGGGAACUGUUCACGUCUCUUGGGUGCAACCAAGAGUGUUGGGAAUUCUGCAGAUCGAAUCUUUGCGUGAUCGGCUGGACAAUUGGGUGGACAAAGUACACACGGCUUUGUUGUCAGUAGAGGCAGAAACACCUGAUCUAGUUGCAUCUUAAAGCUUUAUUCCUCUGACAUCCUUUCCGCAUUAUGUAAUAGUCUAAUGAACGCCCAAAAUGAAUCGGCAACUGCAGCAAAGAAAAAGAUUGUUAGCUGCUCAGGUCAUCUUUGUAUGCUUCAUUUCAUACUGAUUCAUACUGAUUCAUCAGAUCUUGAGUUAUAUUUCUGAAAGGAGCAGGCUCUCGUGCUUUCAUUUUUCAGAUUUAUUGCAUUCCUAGAGACAUUUUACUUUCUUUAUGGUUUCAUUGAACAAUUUAAUGGAAAUGUUCUUGAGUUACAUCAA
Messenger RNA from Rhododendron vialii, 1586 nucleotides. RefSeq names its product 26S proteasome non-ATPase regulatory subunit 13 homolog A. NCBI's taxonomy places the organism in Eukaryota, Viridiplantae, Streptophyta, Magnoliopsida, Ericales, Ericaceae. Bases 142 to 1302 code for a protein of 386 amino acids. The transcript is spliced from 6 exons. Gene Ontology annotation, biological process: ubiquitin-dependent protein catabolic process. The record is from RefSeq and is a predicted model, not a curated record. Gene Ontology annotation, cellular component: nucleus; proteasome regulatory particle, lid subcomplex; cytosol. Gene Ontology annotation, molecular function: structural molecule activity.